Humulus lupulus (European hop) is the source of this 1426-nucleotide messenger RNA. RefSeq names its product spermidine synthase 1. Gene Ontology annotation, cellular component: cytosol. NCBI's taxonomy places the organism in Eukaryota, Viridiplantae, Streptophyta, Magnoliopsida, Rosales, Cannabaceae. The record is from RefSeq and is a predicted model, not a curated record. Gene Ontology annotation, biological process: spermidine biosynthetic process. The transcript has 9 exons. Gene Ontology annotation, molecular function: spermidine synthase activity. The coding region runs from base 147 to 1175 and encodes 342 amino acids.
AACCCAAGUUUGUGUGGCCUCUCUUACAGAAGUAGCUCUACGCUUUAGCGAUCGGUCAAGUGUGUGAGAGAGACCCCUUUUUUUGGGUUAGGUUUUUGUUUUGCUUUAUUUUCUCUUUUGGUCUCUCGUUGUUUGUGCUUUAAGCUAUGGCCGAGGAUGGUGUUGCUGCGGCAGUUACCAAUGAUUUGUCUACGAAGAGACCCAGAGAAGAAGAAGGAGAAGAAGAAGCAAAUGGAGUCUCCGUUUCCUCGAUUGUUUCUAUGGAGACUGAUGGGACCAAAGAGCCUAAUUCAAUCUCAACCGUCAUACCUGGGUGGUUUUCUGAGAUUAGCCCAAUGUGGCCCGGAGAGGCACACUCGUUGAAGGUAGAGAAGAUUUUAUUUCAGGGGAAGUCUGACUACCAGGAUGUGAUGGUUUUCCAGUCAUCAACUUAUGGAAAGGUUCUUGUUUUGGAUGGAGUGAUCCAGCUCACAGAGCGGGAUGAAUGUGCCUACCAAGAAAUGAUCACUCACCUACCCUUGUGCUCAAUUCCAAACCCCAAAAAGGUUUUAGUUAUUGGUGGAGGAGAUGGUGGAGUCCUUCGGGAAGUUGCUCGCCAUACCUCUGUCGAGCAAGUGGAUAUAUGUGAAAUCGACAAAAUGGUGGUUGAGGUAUCUAAAGAGUAUUUCCCUGAUGUGGCUGUUGGAUAUAAUGAUCCACGGGUGACACUUCACAUUGGUGAUGGAGUUGCAUUUUUGAAGGCUGUUCCAGAAGGAACUUAUGAUGCAGUUAUAGUGGAUUCUUCUGAUCCAAUCGGUCCUGCACAGGAGCUUUUUGAAAAGCCAUUCUUUCAGUCAGUAGCAAGGGCUCUUCGUCCAGGAGGAGUUGUGUGUACUCAGGCAGAGAGUAUAUGGCUCCACAUGCACAUCAUUGAGGAUAUCGUUGCAAAUUGUCGCCACAUAUUUAAGGGAUCAGUUAACUAUGCAUGGACCACUGUCCCAACAUACCCCAGUGGUGUUAUUGGUUUUAUGCUGUGUUCUACUGAGGGACCAGAUGUUGACUUUAAACACCCUGUGAAUCCAAUUGAUGCACAAGACAAUUCAGAAAGACCCUUGAAGUUUUACAACUCUGAGAUUCACACGGCUGCUUUCUGUUUGCCAUCUUUUGCGAAGAGGGUGAUUGAGUCCAAAAAAUAAGGGGAAAAAGCUUUUGACGCUUGCUGCUCAUUUCCAUUCCGGUGAAGUGUUUUUCUUGGCAGUGAACCAAGGAGUAAUAAGUUGAGAUUCAAAUUGAUGUCUGCAUUGUUAGUUAGCUUUAGAAUAGUAGCCCCGUAAUUUUGAUGAAUUUAGAUGUUUGUCUCUUUUUAUUUUUUGCUUCUCAUUGGUAUUAAGAUUUCAUGUCCAGAAACCUUGCUGAGAUAUUUAGUUCAAGCAGCCUUCCAGAUUUA